GGUACUAUCUGCACAUUUAUGUCUUAGCAAAUACCAGCACUGUGUAAUGAACAGGGGAGCACUUCUAGUUCCGUCAUUUCGCAGCGAGCUACCGCUCAACUAACCGCUCAACUACAGCGAGCUACCGCUCAACCUACUGCUCCACAGCCUCGGGGGUAUUUAGUCGAUUUUCACCAUCCAGCAGUUCAGAUGUCUGUGGUACGCGACUGGUUUUAAUUAAACGGACCCUAGCCAUGGAGUUUGAAACCAAAGUAUAUCCACAAAUUGGAGGCUACGGACGAUACAAUCGAGUCGUUACCGUUUUCAGCUGGUUCCCAAAUUUCGCCGUGUCGUUAAACCUUUUAUGUGAUGUUUUCUUUACGCUGGUUCCAGAGUCCUAUCACUGCAAGCCCGAUCCGUCAUUACUACCUUCAUCUUUCCUCCUUAGUAAUUUUUCGAGACAAACUUACCUGAACUUUACAAUUCCAUGGAUAGACGGAUAUGGCUUAAGCCCUUGUAAACUUUACAAAUAUCCGACAAACUUCACGAAUUUUACAGGGAGAGUUUACAGAGAAGUGGUGCCAUGUACAAGGGGAUGGGAAUACGCGAAUCCCGCUGGGCUCCGGAGCAACUUUGUUACCGAGUGGGACUUGGUUUGUGGAGCCUACUGGAAAAUUCCCCUGCAGCACAUCUGCUUCAUGAGCGGUUGGAUUCUGGGCUAUGUGUUGCUGGGCAGUGUUUGUGACUGGCUGGGUCGCCGGCGGGCUCUUUUGCUCACUGUGUCCCUCUCAGGCCUCCUGGGGGUAGCCGUGUGCCUGUCCGACAGCCCCACCACCUUCCAGCUCCUCCGCCUGUGUCAUGGCACCGUGCUGGCCGGAGUCUUCCUCUCCUCCUACAUCGCCCGCCUGGAACUGUGUGACCCCCCACGCAGGCUGAUGGUGUCGAUGGUAAGCGGCUUCUUCGCUGUGCUUGCAGAGCUGUUGCUGCCGGGCCUGGCCGUGCUGUGCGGUGGCUGGCAGGUGCUUCAGGCUGUGGCUACAGCACCCAUGCUACUCUUGCUGUCCUACUGGUGCUGGGCCUCCGUAUUCCCGGAGUCUCCGCGAUGGCUUCUCGCCACAUCUCGGAUUCCUCAGGCCAAGAGAUGCCUACAGAUGUUCAUUACCCGAAACGGAGUGCAUUUUAGAGGUGAUCUCUACCCUGCUGAGACCCUCCUGACAGAGAUUGACGUGGCUUUCCCAGAAGAGCCCCAGCCGCACUACCAUCACGUCCUCGAGCUCCGUCACACCAGAGUUACCUGGAAGAACUGCCUCAUCCUGGCAUUUACCCUUUUCAUCGGUACAGGUAUCCAGUACUGCUUUACGAGGAACCUCCAUAUUUACUCACCCCAGUUCUACUUUGGCUACUUCCUGCGUGCGCUGAUGGGGGCCUUGGCCUGCGGCUUCCUGUGCAUGUCCGUGGGCCGUGCGGGCCGGCGGGGUAUCCUGCUACUGACUGCCAUCGUCACGGGCCUGUCUUCCCUGCUGCUGCUGGCGCUCACUCAGUACCUGCAAGGGGUGCUGGUUCUGCUGCUGUCGCUCGUGGGACUGCUCUCCUCCCAGGCUCUGGCUAUGCUCAGCGUGUUCUUUGCCGCCGAGGUCAUGCCCACCGUCGUGCGGGGCGGAGCUCUGGGCCUGGUCAUGGCCGCCGGCUGCGUGGGCAUGGCAGCGUCCUCGGUGAUGGAGCUUCAGAACAACGGUGGACACUUCCUCCACCACGUGGUGUUCUCCUCGUUCGCUGUGCUCUCCGUGCUCUGCAUCAUGCUGCUGCCCGAGAGCAAGCACAAAGCCCUGCCCGACACCCUGGGCGACGGCGAGGCCCUGUGCCGCCUGCCGCUCUUCCUGUCCCGCAGCGAUCAGGACGUGCUGCCCCUGCUGCGCGCGCGUCCACCCGCCUCCGAGUACAGCCCCGACAGCUACUCCCGCCUGGUCGCUGCCACCAGAAAGAUGCUCACCAAAGACCCCGUGCCGUAUCGGGUCAUUGCGUCGUCCCAGCAGCCACUGUUGCCGAGCAACGGUGUUGCUCCGGGUGGCCAAGAGGACUCGUCAUAGCAAUCGUGUGGAGUUUUGCAUGCGGGUCUUGCACGUGAGCGUAGAACUCUUUCCUCAUAGGCUACUGUUUCGUGGCACUCUGUCUGACCGCUAGGGGGAGCUGCUAACAUGCUGAACAAAACUCUGCCUGUUUAUUGGGGCAGGAGUGUAGGUUUUGAGACUGCAUAAUGACACAAAUGAGUCUGCUUUUAGUGAAGGGAAAGUAAAGCUGUUUAAUGUUUGGUGGACUGUGAGAGGAAGAAAAAAGGCAUCAGUUCAGAAAAUGUCUCCUUCCAUUCAUCAGACACUUUUAAAUUCACCUAGCUGCCACACAGUGCAGCCCCCCACACGAUAGGUCACAUGACCUGGGCAUUUCUGUUAUGUUUCAGUAAGACCAUGUAGCCAUAAGAAUCGCAGCAGAAAGAAUUCUCUCAUCUGCUCAUUAUAUACAUCAGUGUUCGUAAUGCUUUUGUAGUUUGACUUUGGCUGCAGUCACUUUGUUAUUGUCCGUUCUUUUCUUUUUUUAUGAGGAACAGUUUGAGAUUGUUUGGGUGCACACUGGGCCAACAGCUCCAGACAAACGACAAACCCAAGCCUGCCAUACCUUUGUUUGGCCUUGAAUGCUAGUCUAGAAUCUCUAGAAUUUGGUCUAGAAUAUCUUUAUACUAGGUUUGUUGGUGUGUGUUGAUAGACCAAUCUUGGGCUUUCCUGAAGGGGCCAAAUAUAUUCCUGGUGUGUGACUUCGUCAUUCCUCGUGUGUUGUACUGUGGCCUCUUAAACGAUCUGCACUUUGCUCAGAUUGAAUAGGGUUUUAAAGUAAUGUCAAUUCUUUAAGGGUCACUGAGGAACUGGUCUCAGUCCUCUGAGCUGUCCAGUUUCCUUAUCCUGCAGGUCCUUUAUUUGACACAGCUGAACUCAGUGAAGGGUGCUCACCCUCUUUAGAAGGGGAAAAAACGUACCGCGCUGUUAUUUUAUUACACAUCAUUUUAUCUUUCAUUUAUUGGGAUAUGAGGUGCGUGAAAUGAAGUGGGAAUCAUUUACAAUCUAAACAGAGAGAGGUCAGUGUGGUAAAUGGCAGGUUGAGAGUGGUUCCUGUUUAUAGUGGAGCAGGGUCCCAGUGCUGCUGUUGGGGAAAUGAACGAAACGACUGAGCUCAGGGAGUAGAAGGCUGUUGGAAUAAUGGGAUUAAGGGAGUGCCCACUCUGGCUCUGAGUAGCUGGCAAAUGGAAUUAAAACUUGGAGUGAGUGGUGUGUCGUUUCCCAUGAAGGUCAGUGUAUCCAGACAUGUGCAAACACCACUGCACAUUUUACAUUUCUUAUUUUCUGUUCCCCAAAUGUGACGCACAAUAGGUUUUUUUGUACCAGACAGAGUGUUUUAUUAGACCUGCCUGGCAGAUUUAUAAGAACUGCAUUCAUGAUUUUUGUUUGUGGUGCAUGUGUGUGUAAAUAUAAUAAAAUCUAUAGAGAGUUAAAUUUGUCGUUGCCUACUCACUUUGACCUGUUGAUGCAGGGACUGUAGAGAAAGCAAACAGCUCUAGGAUUAACAGCAGGACCAUGGUGCCAGGUCUUUAGUCCCAGGCCUGGGGUGGCUUUUGGUCUCUCUCUCUUUUUUUUAAAAGCAGCUGAUAAACUGUGUCACCUGGCUGCCAGUUGGCAUUUUAACAAAAAAUGUCUCGGUGUUUAAUGUGCACCGUGCUGGACACAAAUGUCUACUUACUGCCAUCUGGUGGACAAGGGAGCAACACCAAUGAUGUUUUGGUUUGGUAGUUUGUUUUUAGCUAGUCAGUUAUGGUAAAUUAAAAUACACUGAACUUGCAUUACACCACAGACAAAAAGAUUCAAAAUUUAUAAACUUUAAAUAAAGUCUAUGAGGAGGACAUGUAAUAAAAAUAAUUUGGGCCAAAAUAAAUUUCAUUAAAACUAGCUCAGAAUCAGUAUGUUUGUCAAUUAAGGAAUUAAUUAAAAACAGAUCAGAUAUUGGUGUUACAGGGGUUUAUGGUGGCUGGUAUUGAGAUAUUUUAUCAGGCAGGGUAGCAGUGUUUCCAGUAGGGGGAGCCAUACCACAGACUUUGCUGGCAUAACUGGCUGUUCUUCAUGGUCAGGCUCAUUAUUGUAACAUGGCAAGUAGACGGAGCCGGAGUAAGUGUGAUCUAUGAGUGUGUGUGUGUGUGUGUGUGGUUGGGUGUGUGUGUGUGUGUGUAGGUGUGUGUGUGUGUGAGAUUGCUCUGACUGUAUGGAGCUGCAGCUGAAAGGCACAACAGCAUGAAGUCAUGCUGAGUAUCAAGACUGCUUGUUCUCAGGCUCUGAUUGCCUGGAGAAAAGAUGGAAACCAUCUUUUCAGCUCCACGUUUGCUGACAGUGCUACUACUAUACUUGACACCACAUACAUAGAAACAUUUCAGAGCAGGACACUGUGGGUUGCCUUUUAGUUAAGCAUAUGCACUUUGUCUUGCUGGGUAGAGUGUAGCCCAAAUUCACAGCAAGUGGUUUUUGUUUGGUUUUUUUUUUUUUUUUUUUUUUUGCAAAACAAGCAAAAAACUGCAGGAAUCUGCAUUGGUCUGUGUAACUUCCUGUUUUAACUUGAGCUAAAGUCCUACUAGGUCACAAAAGACUCCCUUCUCUUCUGUCUGUGCUCAUUCAGUGGGUUUUACCCAACUUAAGUAUGCAGUAGUGGCACUAAAAAUCUUUGUUACAUAUAUUUCAAGAUUUUCUCAAGUCUUUUCUUGCACAUGGUUGAAACCAUGCACACUGAAGAUUUGCUUUUCUCUCUCAGAAACAGCCUAGAGCAAUUUUCACUGUGGACUGUAGUGCAAAGACCCCUAACACAACACCCUUGUUUUCACACUGCUGCUGUUAUUUUUAUAUUUUCUGUAUUAUAUGUCAUUAUUCAAAUAUUUGCAAGUUCACAUAUUUGAAAUUUGUUAACUUGUCCUAUCA
Molecule: messenger RNA, 4982 nt
Organism: Electrophorus electricus (electric eel)
Lineage: Eukaryota; Metazoa; Chordata; Actinopteri; Gymnotiformes; Gymnotidae
Gene: slc22a31
Product: solute carrier family 22 member 31
Biological process (GO): transmembrane transport
Molecular function (GO): transmembrane transporter activity
Source: RefSeq, a predicted model, not a curated record